Ectocarpus siliculosus is the source of this 2790-nucleotide messenger RNA. Lineage: Eukaryota; Phaeophyceae; Ectocarpales; Ectocarpaceae. The record is from the annotation of a GenBank genome assembly.
AUGGCCGUGUCCAAAAAGGGUAAGGUCGGCUCGAGCAGUGACAGCGGCGGCGGGGGGGGCGGUGACGGUAGUGGGGGGGGAAAGAAGGAGGAUACGACGCAGCCGGAAGCUCUGGAGGCGCUGGUAGUCGGGGGCAACUUCACGCUCAACGGGAAGAGCACCAACGUCGCCCAGUACGACCCUGUCAGCGAGAGCUGGUACUCGCGCUUCGAGCCUCAGCUGUACCUGUACGGAAAGGCCGCGGGAAUGGUGUCGGACCUGGCCGUGUGGCGUGCUGGAAGCCACGACGCCAACCCGUACGACCUUCUCUACGUCGUUGGUGCGUUCGAUACCAUCUGCAAGGCCUGCCAGCAGCAGUACUGCAGCGCGGGCGUGUGGACGGGGCAGGUGUUCGACAAAAUCGGCGACGGCCUCUGCGGCGUGCCUCGGGCGACAGACUCCACCAUGAAGAUGUUCGCAUCGGAGCUGACACCGAGGGGAAACUUCUUCGUGGGGGGUACCUUCGAGAGCCGGGUCUGGAGCGGGGAGAAGUUCGUGGACGUGCGGAACGUGGCUGUAUACCAGCCCCGGAAGAACGCCUGGCUGCCUCUACAGAAGAACACGGGCGGCGGCCUCGGGUGCAACUGGGCAGAGGCUCGCGUGAUGAGCCUGGCGUGGAACGACGAGGACCAAGUGUUGUACAUCGGAGGCAAGUUUAACCUCGUCGAUAGCGAGUACAUCCAGCCAGGCCUAGCCAUUUGGAGCAACGACACCGGCAUCGCAGCUUUUCCAGGCGGCGGGGUCAGCUUCGACACGCCAUGGUGGGGAGACUCCUCUUGGGUGUUCGACGGAGUGAUCACUUCCCUCACUUACGACGCGGCCACCCGCAGCCUGUACGUCGCCGGUGCCUUCGACAGGGUCAACGGGGAGGCUCCCUGCCAAAGCAUCGCCGUGUGGAAGGUGGACGAGGGGUCAUGGGCCUGCCUCCACGAGACCAGCCACGGUUUCUCCGUCGUCACCUCCCUCCUGUACACCGGCAGCAUGCUCUACGUCGCCGGGGUGCCCGACGAGGACUCUUCCUGGGCAGAGACGUGGAGAGCCGGCUAUGGCUAUGCCGUCGAGAGCGGUAGCGGUAGCGGUAGCGGUAGCGGUAGUAGCGGCGGCGGUGCGGUCAACGCGACGCAGUACACGAUCGCUCGGAUGAGCCAGAGCCCGAUGCGCUUCCACGGGAAGUACGAGAAGUGGGGGGAAGGGGGUGGGGCGGACGAUGCUGGGGAGGAGGACGAGAAGGAGAAGGAGGGGUCAUCUUCUCAGGGCGCGUUCGUGGACAGCAUCUUCAUCGGGGGCGAGUUCACUCCCCCUGUCCUUGUCUGGAGGAACGACCCGCACAUCGGACCUUCCACGACGGCCAUCGGGGCGGAGGGGGAGCUGAAGGGCUCGGUCACCUCCAUUACCCAGAUGCUGCUACCCCCGCCGGGCGAGACGUCUGGGGGAACUUCGGAGUCUGGCGGAGCCGCUGCCGGGGUAGCAGCUCACGCUGACGACGAGGACAGCGGGACACUCACCCCGGGCCAGGAGAACGCCAUCUGGAUCGUGAGCGAGCUCUGCCCCCGAGGCAGCCUGAGGCAGGUGCUCGACGACAGGGGGACGCCGCUAACCCCUUGGGCUAGGCUGCGGGUGGCGGUGGACGUCGCUGAGGGGAUGCUGUACCUGCACAGCCGAGAGGAGCCGGUGAUCCACCGCGACCUGAAGAGCCACAACAUCUUCAUGAUGGAGGACCGAGACGAGAAGGCCGACGUGUACGCCUUCGGGGUACUGCUGUGGGAGCUGGCCACUCGGGAACAAGUGUACUCUGGGCUGUCAGCGGCUCAGAUUAUUGACCGCGUCGCCAACCAGGGGCUCCGUCCAAAGGCUCCCCGAGGCUGCCCUUGGAGCAACCUCAUGGUCAAGUGCUGGCAGGAGGACCCCCUCAAGAGGCCAGACUUCAGAGAGAUCGUGGACGUGUCCACGGCCCUGCUGGAGACGGUGGGAGGGGCCCCGCCGAAUCCGGACCGAGGAUCGAGGUCCCUGGAAAACCAUGGCACCGAAGCCCUCAUGACGCCGGUCACCGGUACCAGCAGUAGAUCAAAGGGAGGCUCGAGGCACACACAGCACCACCGCCACAAGUCCGGCAAGUCCAGCAGCAUGUCGGGGGGAUCGGGCACCACGCCUCGGUCUCUGUCGUCGUUUUCCUGCGCAGACGGGGCUUGGGGUUACACCACCAUCAGCAGCAACAAUUCUUCCUUGGCGAGCGGGGGCGGGGGCGGGAGUGGGGGGCGCAGCAGCAAGUCGAGGUCUAAGCGCUCCUCCAGCCGGAGGCAUCACAAGCACCAGCAGGGGGGCUCCAGCGAAGUGGGCGCCGGCGGCGGGGGCGGCAGGAGAAGGUUGAGCAGCAGCCACAAGAGCAGCACCGCCGUUGAUAGUGGCGGUGUCAACGGGGGAAGGAAUGGCGCCAAAGGUAGCGGUGGUAGGAGUGGGCACUUGGAAUCGGCUGCUGUAGCUGGAGGGCUUGCCGAAGGCGACGUAGUGGGGGCGGCCGCGGAGGGUGAUCAGCAGCAGCAGGAGGAGGAACCGUCGGAAUACUUGUUCAACCUCACCGCGGUCGUUUCUGACGAGAGGCUUAUGCUUUUGGGCGACGAGGACGCAGUAUCGUGGGGGGGCGAGGGCUGGGCUGGUGGUGGCGGCGGCGGCCGCAGGGGCGGCGGCAGUGGCGACGGCAGUGGUACUCCCGGCCGUUACCUGAGCGGAAACGAGGCAGACACGGAGCUGUGA